CUCCAUUCACUGACCGGCCGUCGUCGCGAGUAGUCGCGAGUCUGUCCUGCUUUCUUCUGAACAUCGAUACCGUUCCAGGAUCUAACGGAAUAUCCCGGAAGUGCGGUUUAGACUUCGCCUGGCUCUUUGUGCGCGAACUUUUCUCGUACGAGCUAGUACGAAUCUUCGGCACUCCUAUCGGGAACGAUCGAUAUCGAUCGGUGGUUUGUAAUCAACGCCUAGAAUGUAUUUGUGAAAGCUAACUUGUUGGUCUAUCUUUCUUCUUCUCGCGUAUUUAUGUUGCGUGUGUGCGCGCACAUGCGUGCAUGAUUUGUGUACAUAGCAGUGUUUGUACGGAUUCGAGAAGGUCUUUGGACGCGAAAGGAUACGAUCGAUUGCGAUUCGUGGAACAAGAUAUGACCGUCGCCGGAAAGAGAUUCGUGGACUGUACCAUUUUGGAAACUGGAAGCAUUGCUGACGCAGAGGACUCUUCUUAUGACAGCGAUUACGAAGUCGAAGAUUUGAUUCCAUCCACGAAUGCUCAUUCGCCAGUGGAACUCCAGGUGUCCACUUCAAGCCACUCAGAUGUAUCUAGGACCAUCUCAGACACCUUAGCUGCAGAAUUUGCAGAAUAUGUCACAGUUCAAGGAAGUCCACCUAUUCAGAGUCCAGGCUACACAGCUCGAGUAGAGUUUGCGCUGAAGCUUGGUUAUACCGAACGAUUAGUCCAAACAGCUUUGCAGAAGUUGGGUCCGGAUCCAGAGCAAAAUGAGCUUUUAGCCGAAUUAAUAAAGCUCGGUGCUAAUAGUUCUCAAAAGUCAGUUGAUACUCCAGAGGAGUCGGAAAAUGUUCUAGAUAUUGAUGUAGUGACAGAUGUGAGCAGUGGAUGCUCUACUAGUCUCAGACCCGUCGUUAUCGAUGGAAGCAACGUGGCGAUGAGCCAUGGGAACAAAGAAGUAUUUUCUUGUAGAGGAAUUAAAAUUUGCGUAGACUGGUUUAAAGCAAGAGGACAUGAAGAAAUUACUGUGUUCGUACCAAAGUGGAGGAAAGAGGCUUCUAAAAUUGAUAAUCCAAUCGCUGAUCAGGAAAUUCUAGGAGAGUUAGAAAGGGACCGUUUAUUAGUUUUCACGCCAUCUCGAUUAGUUGGCGGUAAGAGAUUAGUUUGUUACGAUGAUCGGUAUAUCCUAAAAUUAGCAGCAGAAAUUGAUGGUAUCGUCGUCAGCAACGAUAACUAUAGAGAUUUGGCACAGGAGAAUCCAGAAUUUCGGAAAGUCAUAGAAGAGAGGAUUUUAAUGUACACUUUCGUAAAUGAUCGUUUUAUGCCACCAGAUGAUCCAUUAGGCAGAAGCGGACCGACUUUGGAGAAUUUCUUGCGGAUUAUCCCAAAAAAGUCUGAUCCAGCCCCACCUUGUCCGUAUGCAAAAAAAUGUACUUAUGGAAAUAAAUGUAAAUUUCGACAUCCAGAAAGAGGUCCUCACCCUCAAAAGUCAGUUACAGAGAAAUUAGUUGAACAUGUACAAAAGCAUCUUCAAACAAGAGGUGUAAGUUCGAGCUCUGUUAUAUCAAAUAGCGUACCUUCCAAAAUACCUCAGCAUCAACCAUUGUGUAAGACCAGAUCGACGAUAACCGCUAGCGCCCAAUCAUUGCAUUCGGUUAUAAAAAGUAAAUCUGUAGAAAAUGUUACAGUCGAGCAACCAAUAAACCCUGGCACGCAUGGAUCUCAAGUACCCUCGACUACAAGUUCUCAGGGUUAUCAUUCUUCCAUGUGGUCAGCAGGAAGAUUAAAUAAACCAGAGGUAGAACUACAAAAUCCUCAUAGAAAACUUCAAAGGCAAUUAACAUUGAAUCCAGUCUGUGAUCCUCGACUUUGCCGAUUGCGGCAAUAUCAGCAAUCAUCUCAAACAAAGUCGGUAUCACAAUCAGCUAGUUCAGUAUCUUCUAUCACAACUUCUAGAUCGCAACAUAGACCAUUAACUAGACAUUCGAGUAACGAAUCACCUUACAGAGCUCCCAUGAAUUGGGAUCAUUCGGAAGCACGACAAUGUCAUCAACAUGUAACCCGUAUUGCUUCGGCGCCAGAUUCUUAUCAAGCUUGGCCACCAAAUAAUUCAAGCAUGAGCGCAUCGUCAGGAUCAAAUCCACGAUUGGGUGCCUCAGACCCACAAUUGAAUCCUGUUGCAUCUUCUUUGUACUCGAACAUGCCUUCGGACGUAUUGAAAGAAUUUCUGGACACUAGAACAAAGAUACAUUAUCAUUUGGCGAAUAUUUUUCCUGAAGAACAUGUAAGGGCUGCUAUGCUCAUUCACCCGUUUGAAACAGAUCCAAUAGAAAUCUGCAUUGCUGUUCUAAAGAUGUAUCCCCAAUAAUGGAAUACAAUAGUAACAAGAAAAAAUAAAUGGGAAGCAAAGUCACGAACAAUGUGGAAAGUCAGCGUUAGCUACAAUGUAAAGAUCAAGACUCAGCGGUGAAAAGAAGAUGCUAUUAUUAACCUUGUCGCUAUGAGCGGCUACUUUUGUGGAUGUUUAUCAAGGCUACCAUUGCAAAUGGUCACUAUACUACAUAGCCGCAACGUAUAGUAACUUUUGCUUUCAAAUGACAAAAUUGGAACUGUCAAUUCUCUCUGGAACGACUCAGGUAGCAAUAUUUAUAGAGUUGUUCCAUAGCCAGGGUCACAUCAUCUAAAGAAAUGCGUCUUGACUGCUCUGAGAACACGUUCAAAUAUUCCUGCAUGAUUUUCGUGGGAUCAUCCUCAUCACUCAACAGCAACUUGCUUUGAGAUGUUGGAAUUUGGCAUUGCUAAUGGGAAACUAGAACUCGCAAUGGAAGCUUGUUUAGGAAGCACGUACAGGCAUUACAGUCUGAAUAAAAAUUAACCUAAAAUUGGUCCGGAACGGAACGUCUUCGCGGUAUAAAACCUAUCAUUUGAAAGCAGAAAUUACUGUAUUCGUCUCGCGCAAACAUCCGGCGCGCUGGUAAGGCGAGGAUAUAAAUUAUUGUAUCGUAACGGUAUCCAUUUAUCUGUUGCCAUGGCAAACAAAAUAAAGUCGUCGUCUAAUAUGGAUCUGUUGCUUAACUUUAUUAACUUUGUAUUUUUUUUUACGUUUUUUUUUUAUAUUAUUUGCGUACGAGCAUUAUGAUUUUAUUUUAUAUCGUUUGAUCAUGUUUCUAGUUUAUUUUUUGUUAAUAAAUGUACAUUUGAAGUGAA
This is a messenger RNA of Hylaeus volcanicus, 3184 nucleotides long. It is a transcript of the gene Regnase-1, whose product is annotated as probable ribonuclease ZC3H12D. Gene Ontology annotation, cellular component: nucleus; cytoplasmic ribonucleoprotein granule. Gene Ontology annotation, molecular function: RNA endonuclease activity; metal ion binding; mRNA binding. The record is from RefSeq and is a predicted model, not a curated record. The transcript is spliced from 9 exons. Bases 306 to 2345 code for a protein of 679 amino acids. Lineage: Eukaryota; Metazoa; Arthropoda; Insecta; Hymenoptera; Colletidae.